Ectocarpus sp. CCAP 1310/34 is the source of this 1764-nucleotide messenger RNA. The record is from the annotation of a GenBank genome assembly. Lineage: Eukaryota; Phaeophyceae; Ectocarpales; Ectocarpaceae.
AUGUCACAGGUCAAUUCCAAGCCUGCUGACUAUCCGGUGCAAUUUUCCACCCCCUACAAAUGCAACGGUUGCAAUGUUGUGACAUAUCGUGCAGUACAUCCAGCUGUCAAGACGCCCGACCAAGGCAGCACUUCUAGCGGGCAAGACUCUUUCACCUACUUCAGCGACUACUUUGGCGAUCCCUACGACUACGAUGACAGCGAGUACAUAUCGCACGAUGACUACAGCGGGGAGUAUUUCUCCGAUACAGUCGUCCCCGCUUUAAAGACGCUCAUCUUAAGUCAACUCCCCGCCGCCACGGACUCUAGAUCCACGGCGCGAGUGUUGACGGACAACUUGUUCGUCGAGAAAGCCUCAGGCCUCACGGACGCUGAAGUGCGUCAGGCAGUAAAGACGUGGCUUAGUGUAGAGGACGACCCAGAGGUGUUGGAGGAAGAAAUAGCAAUGGAACUGCAGGCUGUAGACGAGCAACUGGCCGGCGUAACCCUCGAUGACGAUGUACCCAGCGAAGAGGAAGACGACGACGGAGGUCUUGACGAUUUGGCGUACCACUUGAGCUACCUCUAUGAUGAUACUUCGUACGCCUCUUCUUCCACUUCACCGUCCUUCACCGGUGGGUUCCACAAAGACACUAUUGGUGGCCACGGCACGUCGACGGCCGGUAGCGCGGCGGGGGCUAUUUCGUCCCAAUCCAGUCUCGAAGAAGAGGCUUGCUACGGCGACGAGCUUCCUGCGUGUGCCGGUGGCUGCAUAUCGGCUUCAGACGUCGAAGCCAUGCUCGACGAUAGCACUUUCGACCUCGACGUCUUCUGCCCCAUGUACACCUGCGACGGGAAUACCGAUAUUCCUUCCUCCGAAUGCCUCAGCGACGAUCCAGUUGAAAAUCUGCAUCAACACGGCGGUGCAGCCCCCGGGGCACAGAUCUCCGUGUUUGACGUUUCGUACGUAGGAACCGAAGUUUAUGCUUCAUGGGCGGGAAACGAUUUGUGGUACUCGGCGAUGGAGACGGGUGCGAAAAUCCACACCAACUCAUGGGGUGGAGCUACGCUUUGCCAACUCACCGAGAAGGAGUAUAUGUACGACAUGUUUAUGUAUGAGAAUCCCGAGCACCUGUUGAUCUUCUCUGCGGGAAACGACGGCGGGUAUGAAGACAUCCCCAACCGCGAGGCCUGCACAGUUGGAUCUCCUGCCCUCGGCAAGAACAGUCUAGCUGUGGGAGCCACGUCCUCUGGUCCCUUUCCAGGAACCCGAACCGGAGACGACGGGAACUUGUUUUACGAGGAGGUCGGCCUGACCGACUAUUCUCCCGAGGGAUACCCCUGGAUUUGCUUGAUGCCUUAUCUGGGGACGCCGUCCGCAUCGACGGAGCCAGCGGGGGUCGAUACUGUCGCGUAUUUCAGCUCCCAGGGUCCUACCCUAGAUGGGCGAAUCAAGCCUGACGUCGUUGCUCCCGGGGAUCAGGUGGCCUCCGCAUCAAGUGACGGGACCGAUGAGCACAGCUGCAAACUGGCGGGACCUCCGCUUCCUGCCCCCUGGUUGCCGGUGCCGCUGCCCUGGUAAUUUCACACAUGAAGCAAAGUGCAGAUAUGCGAGUUGGCUGCCGUUGGUGAUCGAUUGUACUGCAACGUGGUAGGAUAUUUACGCUUGCUGCCCCAUGUACCACUCUGCGUUUGACGUCCCACCUUCUGACCAAAUUGGUGUGCUGCCCUGGAGUCUCAACCUUUGAUUUCUGAUGUGUUGUUCGAUAGGUUCGGCAGUACUUCA